CUUGUCCUGCUUCAUCCGUAGGAGACGUUGAGAACUGGCGCCAACGUUCUGCACUUAUCGAUUUGUCGCGAGUUAUACCCGGACAAUUCGAGAUUUACAGUGCGAACGCUAACUUAUUUUGCAUAGGGUGUGAUCAAUUCGCACCCUGUGCAUUUAUUGGACGACAUACAUUCGUUACGGUCCCGGUUCUAGUCCUAGUUGUGUUCCGUUCCUUUAAUACAUCUACUUUUUCACUGUAUUUACAUGAAGCACCUGGAUUCAGUUGGGAGACAGUUUGGCAUUGUCAGGGAGUAUUUGUAAAUGACGGGAUUCACUAAAUACAUCCUAUUAAAAUUUAUAAUCGGAUUUCUCGGGCAUACAGCCGGCUGUUGGACUGUCUCUAUGACAGAUAAUUUUCCUUGUUUCCAAUGGACCACUUCUUCUCGCCGAAUACACCUUAUUUGGCCCCGCUAGGUCAAGAUGCGCUGGAGGAAGCUUGGAAAAAGAACACGUGGAAGGAGCCAUUCGUGCCAGAAAGGCGGAAGAUCUUGGAACGGGACGGGUGCUAUUACAUCUGCUACAAUACUGCCUCUGUGCCUGAACCGCCAAAAUUUGCUGAUGACUACACUCACCGUAAAGUAGGCCCCUUCAGUCUCAAGCGGCCUGGGUAUCUGUACAGUGACCUGCCAUAUCUGGGGUAUGCUCCUACUUUCUUCCGGUUCGAUGGAUUUCUCCGCGGACUACAUUAUCCAAGAAAAGUGGCACCAAUUGUGCAGUCACCCGAUCGCCUAUACCGACUCAGACCUUCGAUUAUUGCAAAAUGGUUCGAUUUGGAGGAAAGCCUGACCGAAUUGAGGCGUGCCCUUGCCCAUAUGACGCCUAUUCUAUCUGCCAAUCCUUGGACGCUGGAUUUUCGUUAUUAUAACAGCCCUAGCUAUUAUGGAUACCAAGCCGGACACUUAACGAAGGAACAGGCUACUACCGCUGCAAACCGCUCAAGAGAAGCUUUCCGUGCAUUAAUUGCAAUAAUUCGUAUGUACAUUUUAAUCAACCGCAAAGACUGGCACACGAAGUUGGUACGCAAAUAUGGCGCACUGCAAGCGUGGGUUGACGCGGUGAAAACUACCCAGCUUGGGAGACUAUCAGAGGACCUUGAUUUUAAAGAUUGCGUUGGGGCGUUUGUACACUGGGAGAAUUAUCGCUCAGUAUCUGUGAUGAAACUUCACAUCAGACUCGGAAUGCCAGUCUGGAUUAUUUGGGGCGAAAAAUUGGAUCCAUACAUGCACUAUAGAUACGACAACUCGGUUGAGUAUCAGAUUCAGUUACGCAAGUAUUGGGAAGAGUUUCACCCAAGACCUGAUGAAGUAGAAUCUUUCAAACAGCCUACAACUAUCAGUCUUGCCCUUGAUUUCAACUUCGAAAAUGUCUGCGGAAGUUGGGACUCGGAACUGCCGAAGAACAAUCCAGCCCCUUUCGAGGAAAUAACUGUGCCUCGCCCGUAUCCAGAUUCCGGUCAAUUGCGUGGCGAGACUCCGCUUCAGUUUCUAGCUCGUAGGAAGAGGAUGUUGGAUAAGCGCGUGGAGAAUGAGACCCAACAGGAGUGCCAAGCACGCUUGAAUAGGCUGGAAUAUGCGAAACAAAAGUCGGUUCCAGGUAAAAAGGGAGCAGCAUGUUUCAGAUGGCUUGAAGGCACGUCCGGGUAUCUUCUGCGAACCCGUGUCCCACGAGAUAUUGUCGAGGACGUUUGGCUUGAUUACUCUGCAGCUGCAAAAAUAUAUGACCCUCUCAAAGAUGAGUGGGAUCUUUGGGAAGGAUUUGACAAGGGAAAUGGACCAGCGGAAUGUGACAUCGAGGCAUACAACUCGGGACUUGAUAGAUAUGGCAAUCCUUUAUCGGGAGAAGAAUUGAAGGAACUAAAAUAUGAAAUUGAACAUCCUUCAGAGAACUCAGAUCGACAGCUUGUGCCUCCCGGAGCAUUGUUUCCUGAUCUUACAGAUGAUUCGGUGUCAAUAUCAUCAUUCUCGAAUAGUAGCCAUCACUCAUUAACACCUGAGCCUAUUGAUCCUUUACAUGUCUUUGAACUCAAUUCGGUCCGAAUGCACCAGCAAGCCCUUGCAUUCAGGGAGGAUUAUGGUGCUGAACCAGACAUGCAGUGGUCUAUGGAUGAAGACAUUGUUGAGGAUGCUCGCCUUCGUCUUGGAUAUUCACCGUGCCGUAAAACAUACCUUCAUCUUGCUCCUGUCAACAUUAGUCAAUUUGCUCCCUGUAUUGGAAAGCUAUAUGCAUCCAAAUCUACUCCACUACACAGUAUUUCUCCUCGCGUUCGCCAGGACCUGUUUGACCUGAUCUCUGCUAUUGAAGACUGUGAUGGUGACCCGAACAAGCUUCCAAGAGACCUAUGCGACCUUCGAAGAGGCAAUGCUAGAUACUUAGGAAUAGCCAGCAAUGCUCGUGUGCAUGUUGAAAUAAGAGACAUGCUCGUUCAGGCAGGCGGCGGCGGCGGUAGACAAACUACAAAACGUGCAAGACAGACAAAGCCCAUAUACUUUGUUAAACCUGCCGUCAAUCACUCUCACUGGAAGCGACCAUGGACACUGGCGUUGGAAAACCCUAUUAACGUCCUUGAGUGUUUGCGAUUCCAAGGAGAUUUUGGAUCGCUCAUACGGCAUCUAGUCAGCCGCGGUAUUCCUAUUCACACUGUUCAGUUAGAUAGUCAGAGUCAAUACCAGACAUCGCGGGAUUCCGAGUCUGAGUUAUCUUGCCCUGUUCGCUUGCCUGAUGAAGACAUACCCACCGUUGACUUCCGUCAAUCGUUCCUCAAAGCAGCAGACCUUCUCUUGAACAACCAUCGUGUUGCUCGUGCCGCUUUAAUGCGGGGCGGGGUUAUCUGGCGAAUUACAAUCGAGAUAGUGAUGAAAUCAUUAGUCUUGGAUGGUCCGUCUCAAGAAGCGCUCGAUGCAGUCAUGGAUUGUGUGUCUCUUGAUGGGAAAACAGUAGAGACCUGGUACGACGACUCACUCACGCUAGAAGAGGAGUAUACAAUACUUGGGGUCUUUAGAUCAUCAAACGAGAAGUCACACAAGUCAGAGAAACUUUGGUCAUUCUGGCCUAUUAUGUUUUCAAAGUGUUCUGUUGAUGCACAUUACUGGACUAAGUAUAACGAGGAUUGGUUCCUGAAGAGAAAGCAAGCUCUACUUGAUCCUAGUUCACUUCUGCUGGCAGAGCAAAGAAAUUUCAAGCCAUUGCACUUCCAGGCAGAAUGGAGAGACAAACUGCAGGGCCAGAAGAAGGUUGGACUUAAGUUCAUUAUGGCGCUCAAAGCAGUUGCAAAAAGGUUCUUGUGGGACGUUUUCUCUACAAGUGUCUGGUAGGGUGAUGGAAAUCGGAAUUCCCACGUGACAAACGACGUACCUUCAGGUGGUGAUAAAGCCCAUGCAUUGAGUGGACGUACCUGUCUCACUCGACUCACCUGUCAUUGUACAUACUGUGUUUCACCAGUUUGCACUCAGUUACCAGUUAACACUCAGUUGUACAAUACCUCCCUCAAUUCUUGUAAAAUUUCUUGAAAUUUUACAUACAGGUAGC
Messenger RNA from Fomitiporia mediterranea MF3/22, 3564 nucleotides. RefSeq lists its product as uncharacterized. The transcript has 2 exons. The record is from RefSeq and is a predicted model, not a curated record. The coding region runs from base 408 to 3350 and encodes 980 amino acids. Lineage: Eukaryota; Fungi; Basidiomycota; Agaricomycetes; Hymenochaetales; Hymenochaetaceae.